AAAUAGAACAAAACACAAAACACAUUUAAACCAAGGGCCAUUCAACACGAACAGCACUUUUACAUCAAAAUUUUAGUAGAUUUUCGCUUCCUAACGGCCCCAACAUAAACUCCUGGCCACGUUUAACACCGUCCAUGGCGGACGCGACGUCUUCGGCGACAGUGAAAGUGCUAAGCCUCGAACUGAAGGCCUUGCAGAAGGAGCCUGUCGAGGGUUUUCAAGUCAACCUACCAGACGAUAGCAACUUUUUUGAAUGGAAUAUCGUAAUCUUUGGACCGCCUAAGACGCUCUACGAAGGGGGAUAUUUCAAGGCACAUAUGUCCUUUCCUUCCAAUUAUCCUUAUGCGCCACCAACAUUUCGAUUCAGUUCUAAAAUGUGGCAUCCGAAUAUAUACGAGACUGGAGAUGUUUGUAUUUCCAUCCUCCAUCCUCCAGUUAACGACCCGCAUAGCGGAGAAUUACCUUCGGAAAGAUGGAAUCCAACACAGACAGUUAGAACUAUCUUGUUAAGUGUAAUAUCACUGUUGAACGAACCAAACACAUUUUCACCUGCAAAUGUUGAUGCUUCAGUGAUGUACAGGAAAUGGCGGGACACAAAAGGGAAAGACGAUGAAUAUGUAAAAAUUAUAAGAAAACAAGUUUUAAAAACCCAGCAAGAGGCUGAGAAAGAUGGAGUUAAGAUUCCUUUGACCAUGGAAGAAUACUGUAUCAAGUCGAAACCGAAACCUCCAGAAGAGGACUUGAAUGAUUUCCUCUGUGAUGACUAUGCGGAUGAGCUUGAAUCAGACGAUUCUGACGAAGAUGACGAGCUUGUGGCUGACAGUCAAGAUUCCGGUAACGAGGAGUCCUGAUUGGACUAUUGUAUAAAUAGGACUAAGUCUGUAUAAUAAUAAUAAUAAUCUAGAUGCAUUAAUGAAUUUGCAGUUGUUAGUGAUGUCCGGUCCCAUAAACCACCCUGGUACUAUAAAUUUUCUGAUACAAAUGAAUUCACAGUGCAAAUACGACCUCAUUCAUACCUGCUCUUCCUGCUACAAAGUUAGCACCAAUAUUCAAUUUCUUAUCAAAAUUUUUACAAUUUCAAUAUUUGUAUCUUAUCCUGAAAUAUUUUGCUUAGAAUUUGUUGUUGUUGCCUAUAUCUAGGAGUUCCUAGAAUUUCUGCACUUGAAAUUUUACUUUAAACUUGGAAUGGCUGAAACUUCUGUGCACUUGGCUGUAAGGCUCAUUUUUACAGGAUGUUCUGAAUCUAAUUUUUUCUAAGAAAUUGAGUGUUAUUUGCCCUGUGACAAUUAUGCAAUUUUCACCUUGAAGCCUGGCUUUCAGGAAUAUAUGAUACAAGAUGAAUGGUUCACGAAAGCGAGGCUUAGAGGUCGAAUGACGUGAUUAUAUAAAAUCCCGUGUUUUCAAAGCUCAUUCUUACCCAAAUUGUUGUUUUUCAAAAACACUGGCUGUUUUUUCAUGGCCUAUUAAUUUGUUUAUAUUGGCGUCACGAACUUGUUUAUAUCCGAAAGUUGCAGAGCAUGUUGUUGUGGUUUCUUUUAAACUUGGCAGGCGAUUACGGAGUCAGGUUAACCUGAAAUAUACAAAUGUUGCAAUAACAAGAUCUUCUCUUUAAUAAUACGAUGUAUUGCAUAAUUACAUUUGCCUUUGUUUUUCACUCUCGACUCUGUUAUGACUAUGUGCGUUUUGCCUUUGUUGUCAAGCAUAGAGCAACGUGAAGAUUUUCCUCUCCUGUUAAAACUUAAUUUUCUUUUCUGUGCAAAGCUCUGCAUUCUUCAAAUGUAUUUUAUUCUUUAAUGUAUCUGCUCAAGAGAUUGUGUGCUUCAAUGCUUUGGCUCUAGGCCCGUGUUUAGUUAGGCCAGAUUACAAUGAUAAAUGAAUUGUAUUUAGCUUUGUAAAUGUUUUCGCACGAAAUGACAUAAAAAUAUCUUAAAUAUA
Dendronephthya gigantea is the source of this 1935-nucleotide messenger RNA. Its product is annotated as ubiquitin-conjugating enzyme E2 R2-like. The transcript is spliced from 5 exons. The record is from RefSeq and is a predicted model, not a curated record. Lineage: Eukaryota; Metazoa; Cnidaria; Anthozoa; Malacalcyonacea; Nephtheidae. Gene Ontology annotation, biological process: ubiquitin-dependent protein catabolic process; protein polyubiquitination. Gene Ontology annotation, molecular function: ubiquitin conjugating enzyme activity. The coding region runs from base 135 to 851 and encodes 238 amino acids.